AUGCUCAACGCCUUCAGCGCCCACUCCAUCUUCGAGCUCCCGCCGAAGGACCGCACCCGGAUCGACUCGCUUCUUGCCUACGGCGACAAGCUGAUCCUGGGGCUAUCGACGGGGGCGCUACGAGUGUACCGGGUGAUCUCGCCCGACACGCCGGAGGUCUCACUGGAGCUGCUACGGACCGUCGAUAACUUCUCGCGGCGCAAGAUCGAGGUGCUAGCAUGCAUCAAGGAGGCGGCGAUCCUCGUGUCGCUCGCCGACACGAACGUGCACAUCCACGACCUGAACGACUUUACGCUCACGGAGACGCUGGCGAAGGCGCGCGGCGCGUCGACGCUCGCUAUCACGAGUAAUGUUGAGCGCGAUCCUGAUACGCAGAUCCCAAGUAUCGUCUCGAAACUCGCGAUUGGCGUUAGGAGGAAGCUCCUGAUGUAUUCGUGGGCUGAUGGCGGGUUUCAGGAGGGGAAGGAGGUCACGCUCGGAGGCAAUGUGCGCAGCUUGACGUGGGCGAGUGGUCAUAAGAUCGUCGUCGGGUUGACGAGUGGGUUCGUCAUUGUCGAUGUGGACACCGCAAACGUGGAGGAGAUUGUGCCUUCGGAUGCGACGAAUGGGGCGUCGAAAGCGGGCGAUGACAAGGCGGCCGCGGCAGGCUGGGCCAGCUAUGUGGGAAUGGGAGGAUGGGGUUCGAAAUCGCUUAGUACCCGAUUGGCCGGGGAGGAGCUGUUGCUGGUGAAAGACUCAUCUACGCUUUUCAUCGACACGGACGGCAAACCGCUCAAACGCCCGCCCAUACGAUGGUCGACGCCGCCAGACGCCAUCGCAUAUUCGUAUCCCUACCUAAUAUCCCUCAACGCGGCGAAGCACCAGAUUGGCGUCCGUAAUCCGGCAACUCGGACGUUGCUGCAGACGAUAAAUCUACCUACUGUCACGACGCUGCAUGUACCGCCGCCGAAUGUCGCUCUCCAGCACGCUGGCAAGCUGUUUUUCGUGGCUUCGCCUACACAGGUGUGGAGGAUGGAAUCGACGAAUUACGAAACACAGAUCGACAACCUGGUGGAGGCCGAGCAGUUGGACGAAGCAAUCCAGCUCAUCGAGACGUUGGAAAGCGUGCUGCUCAAGGAGAACAAGGACGAAAAGCUGCGGGAGGUGCAGAUGCUUAAGGCCGAGAAGCUGUUUCGACGGAAGAGAUACGAGGAGAGUAUGGCACUGUUUGGUACAUGCUCGGCGCCACCCGAAAGGGUUAUCAAGCUCUUUCCACCCGCUAUCGCGGGUGAACUCUCGAUCUGGCCCGAUCAGGAGGAGGGCGGAUCGGAUGGGGAGGAUCAUGGGGACGAAGAGGAGCAGCCCCCGGAAAAUGGAGAUGCCAACAAGAACGGUGAAACCGAUACCGCUCCGGAAGAUGGGGAUGCUCCCAAAAAAUACGGAGAAACCGCUUCCAUCUUUUCUUUCGGCAGCCGAAGAGUCGCCGCCGACGACGCCUCCAUCCUCGAUAGCGCUAGUCUCGCUGCUAAGAAGGAUGCUGAUGUUGAUGAGACACCGAAGCCACUUGAGGGUGACGAGUUGAAGAAGGCGGCCCAAGACUUGAUCGGCACCUUCCUCAACGAUGUGCGGAGAAAGUUGACCAAGUACUUCAAUUCGGAAGGUCAACCGCUUGAUCCGUUAGCCGUCUUGGCCCCUGGAUCUGCCCACGAAGCAUCGAAGAAGGAUCCUUUGGAGGCUACCUUCCUGGUACUGGAUGGCCACCCUGGUGAGGGUCAGGACCCGGCUCAGGCACGCAUCGAGAAACUUAUGGAGACUUGCCAAUUGGUCGACACCACUCUAUUCAGAGCGUACAUGCUCGUGCGGCCGGCAUUGAUCGGCUCGUUGGUCAGGAUCCAGAACCACUGCGACCCGGAUGUCGUGAGCGAAAAGCUGCGCGAGCAAGGGAAGUUCGAAGAGCUGGUCGACUUUCUGGAGCGGAAGAAGCUUCAUCGAGAUGCAUUGGAGUUGUUGAGGUUUUUUGGACAAGCAGAUGAGGAUAGUAAAGCGCCUAGUCUCCGUGGACCCCAAAGGACAGUCACCUAUCUCGAGAGACUGAAGGCGGAGCAUACCGACCUUAUUCUCGAGUUUGCGAUGUGGCCUCUGAAGGUCGAUCCGGUAUUGGGUAUGGAGAUCUUCGUGGGCGAUACCGGUAAUUCGGAAUCACUGCCGCGGGCUCGAGUGCUGGAUUACUUGGAGCAGCAGGAUCAAAGUUUCGCUAUCCAGUAUCUUGAGCACAUCAUCACCGAGUUACACGAUCAGACCCCGGAAUUCCACACACGACUCGCCGGGCUAUAUCUCACGGCGCUCGCCCGCGAUAUGACGAAAGAUGAGAAGGACAAGUGGCAUGCCCGAUUCCUUAUGUUCCUUGAGACGUCGGAUCAGUACCGUGCCGAGAAGGUUCUCGGUUCGUUGCCACGGGACGUUCCAGAAUACUACGAGUGCAGGGCUGUCGUGCUGUCGAAGAUGGGCCGUCACAAGUCCGCACUGGAGAUCUACGUCUUCAAGCUUCACGACCACGACAAGGCCGAGGCGUAUUGCAUGAGAGUGCACCAGAAUGCCAACAUUGCCCCGGCAGAGGUCGACCAGGUCUACCACAUUCUCAUCUCGCUUUACUUACGGCCUCCAGCGCCUUACAGUCAGCAAUUGGGCCCUGCCCUUGCGAUCCUCUCUCGUCACGGCGCUCGGCUGGAAGCGAGUGAGGCGUUGAAGCUCAUCCCGGAGAAUGUUAGGAUUCGCGAUCUGGAGACGUACUUCGAGAGCCGCAUCCGCGCUGCAAAUGCGAAGGUCACCGAGAACAGGAUCAUCGCCGCGCUCAGGAAGAGCCACCUCGUCGAUGUGCAGGAGCGGCUGUUGGGUUCGAGAAACAGCCAUGCCACUGUGGCUGAGGAGAGCGUGUGUCCUGUCUGCCAUAAGCGCUUGGGCCUGAGUGUUAUCUGGAGGUUGCCGAAUGGACAGGUGGUGCACUACGGAUGUGCGAAGAAGAGGGCGAGUUGA
Tricharina praecox is the source of this 3012-nucleotide messenger RNA. Its product is annotated as vacuolar sorting protein 39 domain 2-domain-containing protein. The coding region runs from base 1 to 3012 and encodes 1003 amino acids. Gene Ontology annotation, biological process: intracellular protein transport; endosomal vesicle fusion; vesicle-mediated transport. Gene Ontology annotation, cellular component: cytoplasm; fungal-type vacuole membrane. Lineage: Eukaryota; Fungi; Ascomycota; Pezizomycetes; Pezizales; Pyronemataceae. The transcript is spliced from 5 exons. The record is from RefSeq and is a predicted model, not a curated record.